Molecule: messenger RNA, 462 nt
Organism: Striga asiatica
Lineage: Eukaryota; Viridiplantae; Streptophyta; Magnoliopsida; Lamiales; Orobanchaceae
Source: the annotation of a GenBank genome assembly
AUGGUUGUAGUACUAGCAUCUGGCAAGUGGAAUGUGCCUUUGGUGCGGUCUAGUUUUCUGAACAUUGAAGUUCAUGUCGUGGAAUAUCAUGCUGAAUGCAAGUCGGAUCGUGCUGGGGCUUUGGCGUUGCGGGAAGCGAUUCUCUUGGCUCAGAGAUUAAAUGUUCCGAAUGUGGUUGUCAUGGGGAAUUCUUUCUUGAUUGUUCAAGAUGCAUUUUGUUUGAUCGAUGCCCCUUCGAGUUGUUCGCAAAUUAUAGAUGAUAUAUAUUCUCUUAGAACCAUAGUUCUAUCGGACCAAACUGGCCUUGUCGACCAAGAACCGGUCCCCUUACUGGCUCGACUUUACGCUGCAGUUGUUCUUAUAGCUACCGAGCUUACAAGCUCAGCUUUACGCUAUAUUCAAAUUUCCACAAAAACCAAGAGAGUGCAAGGAAAUGAUAAUGGGCAUGCACAUGAUAUGUAG